This is a messenger RNA of Plasmodium fragile, 6444 nucleotides long. RefSeq lists its product as uncharacterized. The transcript is spliced from 3 exons. The record is from RefSeq and is a predicted model, not a curated record. Bases 1 to 6444 code for a protein of 2147 amino acids. NCBI's taxonomy places the organism in Eukaryota, Apicomplexa, Aconoidasida, Haemosporida, Plasmodiidae.
AUGAAUAAAAACGCAAAGAAUAAAAGCUACUUAGAUAUCCUUCGGUUUUAUAACAAAGAUGAAUAUCAGCAGGGUUUGUAUUUUGGUGGGGGGUUAGAAAGUCAGGUCGGACUUCAAGGUGGUAGUUCGUUUUGUAAAUCCUUGAAGAAGCAACGUGUUCUGAACGAACGCAAUUGGAAUGGAGGGGAUUCGCGUGAAGAGAAUGAUGAGCAACAUUUGGGGGAAGACAAAGCGAGUCUACACACAGACUCCUUUUUCAAAACCCUCUUUUGGAGUCAGAAGAUGGCGAACAGCAACAUGAGCAGCAGCCAUUAUCCGAGCAAGUGUCGCCGCAGCAACCCGUUCGAGGAAGAAGAAAAUAAUAAUGCUCAUAAGAGAAACAUAAAAAAAAUGGUCACGUGUGCAAGUGGAGGGAAUAGAGUUAAACCAAUACACAACGAACACAAAAUAAUUCAAGAUUUGAAAAGAGAGCAGAGGAUGAAAAUGAUUUGUGUGGAGAAGGAACAUGGGUUGAUUAGAAAUUAUCAGAAGAAAAUGGCUAGCUGUUUUUUUACAUACAAGAGGAAGAAGACCUGCACCAUCUGCUUCCUUAGUAAUAAUUUGGAGAACAUGGAAAAGUGUAGAAAUUGCUCCCUGCACUUUCACGUGUACUGCUACAAGAUGUUUCGAGACGAUUUCAAUUUGAGCAAUUUUGUGUGCGACGUGUGUGUGGACUAUGAGGGGGGAGCGCAUUGUGUUGAGGUAGGUCGAAGGAGUAGCCGUACCAAGUGUAACGAGGCCGCCCACUACGCGGCCAAUUAUGCGCCCAAUCAUGCCCCCCCCCAGCGCACGGGGGAGCACUACAGAAAGUACCACUUCUCCUACAAGAGGAAAGAUGAAGACGCGACAGAGGGACCCCUCGAUUGUGGCCCCCAAGUGGAGGAAGACCAAGAGCAAAGUGAUUCUUCCCCCAGGAAAAGGCGAUUUUUUAAAUGCCUCAGUGAAGCCGAGUUUGUCAACAGUAAUGACCUCCUCCCUGCGCAAGGGGGUCAACAAGUGAAUGGGACAUUUAAAAAGAAAGCAGAAGGUGCGAAGAGGACACUCACCGAUGAUUGCUUCCACAACAAUGUGAUAUAUCACCGUGAUGUCGCAUACCACUCCGACACGAGAUGUAAUAAAAAGCUUAGUCAUGAUAUAGGGCCUUAUAUUAAGAAGGCAAAGAGGCAAUUAAAAAAAAAAAUUGCUUUAGAAAAAACUCCUGAAAGGGUGUCUAAAAUGAUGGGUAAAUUAUUAAAGCCUUUGGUGAGCUACAAAAAGGGUUCUCAUGGGAAGGUGUCCUCCUACGGGAGGUCCUCCCGCUCCAUGCUGUUUCAUUUACAACAAAGUGAAUUUAGUAUAUCCCCCCACGAUGGAAAAAAGAGUACCCAGUAUAUGCACGCAAUUCAGUACAAGCUCCACGAGCAAGAACGAGCAACUCAACAAAUAAAGUGUAGCAUUUGUAAUGGCCUUCACAAAAAUGUCCUCAUGAUUAGGACUGGCCCAGACUUAUGGUUCCACCUCUGUUGUUUAUACUACAAUGACAUAACUAAAUGUUUCUCCCUCAUGCAUGUUUACUUUGAGUGUUUUUUUUUCAAGUAUUACAAUGAAGAUUAUUUUAUUAAUAUGUAUUCCAAGCUUAAAGGCGUUAAUGAAAUGAUCAUUCAAAAGAUAAAGCAUGAAUUGCUCAGCAGCUACAACACCACAAUACACAGUCACUCAUUUAAUUUUCUUAUGAAUCCUUACUACUACAAUUUGACGCUCAAGCAGAUUAAGAAUUUAAUUUUUUACAAUUUCAUUUUACACACAAAUGUUUUGUAUGGAGGGUACAGUGGGUGUGGUACUUCAACUGUUCAUGUGUCAUCGGUCGGGAGCAGUGGUGAAGCGGAGUGCACUGUUCAGGGAGUAUUGUGUGCCAACCUGAAUUGUGAAAAUUUGUGUGAAAUGAACUUUAGUUCGAAGGACAAGAAUCGCGUGGGAGAAUCAUCCAGCUGCUUACGAUCGAGCAGGAGGAGGAGGGAGGACAGUCAGAAGGGUGAUCAUCCUUCCCGCAUGGAUGUACGUGGUAAAUUAGAUAGUCCUGAUGAGUGCUGCUCCAGUUUAAGUAGUGCCGACAGUAGCUACGUCGCAAGUAGUAGUGCGUCCAGCUGUAGCGACUCCUCCUCUGAUAGAGGCAACACGAGAGACGGAACACAAGAUUUGGAAGAAGGAGAAUAUGAAGACGACCCAGAAAAUGACCCAUAUGUUGAUGAGGAGGAAGAGAUAAUGAGUUUGCACAGCCAAAAUGGAUUUACCAAUAUGUACUGCAUGGAUACGAACAACUGCACUGUUGUCACGGAGGACAAUUAUUACAUUACAGACGUCGUUCAUAUUAUAAGUAAUCACACAAGGAACGAAAUCAAUCUUAGUGUGAACAAGCAAAACGAAUUGAAUUCAUUCUUCAAGGAAAUUGAACAGCUUAUUUAUAAGAGGGACUUCAUUCACUUGAGCAUUCUCAAACAGAUUAAGGAGAAAAUCCUCGAGUCAGUCCUCAACAAUCAAUCACAGAUUUGUGCCUUUUGUAAAAGGGCUACUGGGAUAAAGACGAAGUGCAUGUAUCCAUCCUGCUGUACUUAUUUUCAUAUUUCCUGUUACUAUGAGUUUGUUUGGCACAGUGCGCAUGUGGUGAGUCAGUGGAGGAGGGGCACCAAGAGGGACGACCGACUCGCCAGCAGGGGGGCGGCGCAGACACACGCGGGGGAGGGGCAUGCAGCGGAGAGGCACUGGCGCAACGGUAUGGGUAGCGACGAUGGAGAUUUGGGCGAAAGCAGUGAAAACAACGUUGGCCGUAGGACCGUUGUUGACCGUGGCGGUCGCUCUCGGGAAAAGGAGGCACCCAGUGCAGGUGUUGUAGUGAAAAGCCCCUCUAAGCGAAACUCCCAGGAGCAGUCGCCUGUCGACGCACAGAGGGGGGUGGCCCCACAGGACCCGAUCCAGUACAUUCGAAAUACUAAGAGAAAACUCAUGGACAAGAGUGAGCAGCAGAUUGGUGGCAGUAGCAGCGGUGCAGCGGUGGGGGAGGGCUCCCAAGGUGGAUCGCCAACAGGGCCGACAAAUGAAUCACCAGCCGAAUCACCAAAGAUGACCAAAAAAAACAUUGAAGCGAAGAUGACCCAGACUAUAUCCCCCUCAACCGCUGACACCGCAGACAAGACAAAUCCCCAGGAUAAAAAGGAAGAAAUGGAGUCGUCGUCCACACCGCUUGCCACUUCAGGUCCCGUCAGAUUAGAGGAUGACCCCCAGAGGAGCAAAGGCAUCAUGGAUGCGAAGGAAGUUAACAGCGGGGGGGGAAGUGUAGUUAGUAGUGGACACGUACCAUCCAUCCCAGUGAGUAACACCGUUGGGUAUGGACAAUGCGAUCGGGUUGAAGAUAGGAACGGUCAUCACCCAGGUGGUGGAGCGUCCAGCCAAGGUUACUUAUUAAACGCCCGACGUGGAAGGUGGAAGGGAGGAGUAGUCCCCCUGAGCGACUCCAAGAGGGGUUCAUUCGAAGAGGGAAAAUUGAACCAAACAGUUCGAUCAAAGAGCAGCCACCAUCAACAUAAUCAGAUGAUGGUGUUAGAUCACAUGAAGCAAAAUGAAAUAAAAAAAACUCCCUGCAAAAAUACCGAAGUGGGAGGAGAUCCUCAAGGGAGGAGAUUUGUGGAGAAUACAAGUUUGUAUAACGACGCCACUACAACAGGAAUGAACAGAUUGAGUCAGCUCACGUUUAAUGAUUGUGGGAAAUAUCCAACGAGGGAUUAUGUCUCCGUAGGAGGUAUCCCUCGCCAGGGUGAGAAGCCAGACGUGAGAAUGCACAAACAGCUCAUGCAGGGAGAGGAGCACAAACCAUGUCAGAAAACGCCACCCAAAAUGGCGUCAAAAACGAUCCCCAACACGCGAGAUCGACCGGAUCGACCGGAUCCACCGCGGAGGGGUGACGACUGUGAGAGUCUUUCUUCCCUAUCGUCUCUCCUAUGCCCCUCCGUACCAUCCGACUGCGACGAAUCCUUAUUCGGCUCCAUCAGAUCGUCCGACCGUUCUCUGUCCCUUCACUCAAAUUCGAGUUCGAAUUCAAAUUCGAUGUCUCUCCACUCAUGGACAAUAUCAUCGGCCUCCUCUUCAUCGUCGAGCACAUACGCGUCAUCCUCGAGUUGCUCAUCCGAGUAUGUAACUCCUUCCAAACAAGUAACAAUGAGAAAAUGGGACAUGCCUUCUUCCUCUUCCUCUUCUUCCUCCUCUUCAUCCUCCUGCUCCUCCGUGACGUCAAACGUGAAUGGAAAAGCCAAGUCCAGAUCGACCUCCCCAUCUGCAGCGUCAAAUAGGUCACAUCGAAAUAGCAACUCCCUAUGUAGCAGCAACUCGGAAGAAGCAUUACCCUCCUCAUGCGGAGAGGAGGUCUCGCAUUCUACGUUGGGGGGUCAUAUAAGAAAUUCAAGCACAAAACAUGUUAGUAGUAAUACCAACAAUGGACUCUUUACCACCAGCAUUUCUAACAAGGGAAACAAUUACAUGCAAAUGAAGAGCAUCAAGCUGACCUUGUGCAACGCUCAUAACAAUGAAAACGACAUAACGACUGUGAUGAACUUGAAGAUAAAUGCAGCUAAUAAUAGAAGGCACAACAACCUGGGUGGUAUAUUUUUUCAUUAUUAUAAUUCGUUCCUCUCCUCUGUGUUCUUCGCGGAGACGUAUGCCCACCUGUCGGAGGGGGGAGAAAAUGCUAAAGAAGGAGAGGGCACUAAAGAAUGGCUGGGUAACCAAUGCGGAAACGAAAGUGGAAACCUGCUAGAAGAGAAAAAAAAGGAAGACGAAAUGAAGGAGGGAAAUAGCAGCACCCACUUGGGAGAACAAGACAGUCGAGGAGAAGCAAUCAGCGUAGAUGAUGCUGUGACAGCGGCAGUCAACCCACCAGACGGAGAAACGACGCAUAAACAGAGUGAUCACACACAUAAGAGAAAAAUUGGAUGUCUGUCCGCCACGCCUAACUCCGAUGGGGAAAACGAGCAGAAGGACAUGAGCCAUUCAGAUAAAUGUGGAGAGGAAGAAACAAAUGUAGUGCACAUAUCACAUGAAAAUAAAAAAAAAAAAGCUAAACUGGAUAUUGAGGAGUGUGGAGGAGAGCUAACCGGAGUGGAGAAUGACACACACAACGGUGAAAGCAAUGAUGGUGGUAGGUGGCGUGACGAGGCUCACACGGAAGGGGAGGGAAGCUCAGACAAUCCUGAAGAUAAAAAGAAGGAAAAGGAACCAGCGAACGAGUUGGAAGUAACCACCGACUAUGAGAAUUCCCCGACGCAAGAAAAGGCCAACGGAUAUGAGACGAUGAAGGAUGCGCAAGGAGUAAUCGAAUUGGGAGUAGAAGCCGGGGAGGUGGAUAAACAGCAGCAAAGGACAGCUGAUUUGAGUGAGGAGGAAGUGGCCCCACGUCAAGCAAAUGACCUCGCGCUUCUCCCCUUCAUGAACUACAUCAACAGAGUGAUCAGCAACGUAGAAGCCACCGUCAUCCUGAAGAACAACGUGUGUGAAGGAGUGUACUAUUUGAGGCAACAAAAUGGUUUAAACAUAUGCCAGAAGGUUAGCGGUCGAUUUAAAAAGAAUCUUAAGGGAAAUAAAAAAAACAAUACGAGUAGUAUGGACUUGAAGAAAAAAGUGGACGUGAACAAAUUUGCGUACCUGUUUUAUCGACUUCCUCUUUUGCUUUCCGGAAAUAAGUUUGUAAGUGAUGUGGAUAAUUUGAAAUACAUAAGUCAGAUAAAAACUGUUUUUCAUCAUUACUUUGAUUUUUGUAAUUCUCGCAAUAUCGUUGGUCUUGUGGAAUUACUUAAAGGAUACGCCAGCCACUCCAUGUUCCACAAGACUUCGAGCAACUCGAGGAGAUGUGUCAACCAUGAUAGGGAGGACAAGUGUGCCACGAGGAGGAAGCUUUCCGUCACCGGCGCGGUGGACGCGGUGGACGCGGCAGAUGGGGCCGAAGCGGAGAAGGCGUUGCAUCAGGAUGGCGAGGAACAACCCUCCUUGGGCAAUUCGUUCGACUCGACGGCAGCGGUAGAUACGACCACUACAGCGGCAGAUGACGCGGGCGAUGAUGCCGCCGCGCAGAUGGACAAUUCAGAAGAACACACUGGUAGCAUUACCACGAUGAUGGAGGUGGCUUCCACUGAACAGCAGAUCGAAAAAAAUCAAUCACAGAAUGAUCACCCAUUUGAGAAUGAAAAGGAAAACGUUAUGGAAAAUGGCGACACAGAUGUAAUUAAAGGAAGCACGUGUGCUAGCACCGUCAGUGCGUAUUGCCCAAGUGUACAUGGAGACAACCAUUAUGAUGUGCAGGACAAGGAGAUGGUAGAUACACAUGAUAAGGAAUUAAAAAUAAAAAAAAAAAAAAAAAAAAAAAUCAACUGCCAAUGGAAAUAA